Molecule: messenger RNA, 594 nt
Organism: Trypanosoma conorhini
Lineage: Eukaryota; Euglenozoa; Kinetoplastea; Trypanosomatida; Trypanosomatidae
Exons: 1
Coding region: 1-594 (197 amino acids)
Source: RefSeq, a predicted model, not a curated record
AUGGAGCCCAGCGCCGCGAAGGCGAAGUGCGCGCUGUCUUGGCACCGCCCUCAUGGACAGCUUGCGGCCGCACGCGGGUGGGGCCUGCUUGGCAGAGGAUCGCCUCCCGCGAUUCUUGGGGCUAUUUUGACCCAGCCAUUGCGCGGGGUUGGCUGGCGGGCGCGGGGGUGCUUCACUGUCGCAAAAACAAGACUUAUGAAGAUCAAGGCGGCGUCUGCGACAACGCGGGGGCCGAAAUGCGAGAGGCUUCGUCCGCCGCCCAAGACCCUCAUUGGUGGGUCCACAAACUCCUCUACGGGGCAGUGGCGCGCUGCAACACGGCUUCGCUGUCGGCGCUGGGGCGCCGGGAGAAGUUGCACAUCCGCGCCGCCGGCGUCAUUGCUGGCGUUCCCGUCGGGGCCUCUUGGGCGGCUGCUGGAGCGAGGCUUGCCUUCUCUCGUUGGAGAGCGCUGCGUCGAUGCGGGGUGCCCAGUGCUAUCUGCAGUCGUGCGUGCGCGGCGGCGGGUUAGGGCUACACGCCGAGGCUCUUUUCCCGCCUUCCAACCCGACACACUCAGCCCUCCGCCUGAUGGCGGGGAAGUUGCACGAGCGUAG